Olea europaea var. sylvestris is the source of this 484-nucleotide messenger RNA. Its product is annotated as vacuolar protein sorting-associated protein 51 homolog. Gene Ontology annotation, biological process: lysosomal transport; retrograde transport, endosome to Golgi; Golgi organization. The coding region runs from base 10 to 291 and encodes 93 amino acids. The record is from RefSeq and is a predicted model, not a curated record. Gene Ontology annotation, cellular component: GARP complex; membrane; EARP complex. Lineage: Eukaryota; Viridiplantae; Streptophyta; Magnoliopsida; Lamiales; Oleaceae. The transcript is spliced from 3 exons.
CAUGUCGAAAUGAUUUUUGAGAUUAAAAAUCUGAACACUGACCUGCAAAUAUUAGUAUAUAAGAAUUACAACAAGUUCAUUAGUGCUACAGAUGCAAUCAAAAGGAUGAAAAAUAAUAUAAAUAGUAUGGAAGCAAACAUGGAACAGCUUAACGAAAAGAUUCUGUCCGUGCAAUCUAGGCGUGAUGGCGUCAAUCCUUCUCUUUUUGCAAAAAAGAGAGCAUGUAGAGAAGCUGCAUUGCACACGCAAUUUACUGCGAAAAGUUCAGGUAAUGUAAUGAGUACCAAUUAGUCUUUAUGUUGAAUUUCCUGCUACAGAUAUCCCAUUGUUAAUUUUGGCAAAAUAAAGAAAGGGUGACUUGUAUAAAGAAGGAACACGGCUGAGUGACUCAUUCUGGUCUCCCCUUUGCUUUGAGAGUUUGAGCAGUAUGAUUAACUUAGGGAAGAAGCAUCUUCCCAUUAUGAGCUGCUCUGAAUUAGAAAAU